Monoraphidium neglectum is the source of this 909-nucleotide messenger RNA. RefSeq lists its product as hypothetical. Lineage: Eukaryota; Viridiplantae; Chlorophyta; Chlorophyceae; Sphaeropleales; Selenastraceae. The record is from RefSeq and is a predicted model, not a curated record. The transcript is spliced from 5 exons. The coding region runs from base 1 to 909 and encodes 302 amino acids.
AUGGUGGAAAUCAAGGGCCUACGUGGGCCAGCCGGGGAGUUCGGCGCGGUGGGCCGCGUGGAGGUGCCUGCCAACAGCGCGAGGGACGUGUACGACUUUGUAUGCGAUGUGGAGCAGCAGCCCGGCUGGAACUCUGGUGUAAAGCAGUCCAAGGUGCUGGAUGCCAAGGGGAAUCACAAAACCCUGCACCAGGUUCUCCAAUGGAACUUUUUGACACUGAAAGGGGACAUGCACUUUAUUCUCGACCAGACAGAGGACCCCUCGGCGCUGGAGAUUCGCACUGAGCUGCAGCGCGGCACCAUGAUGCGGCGGUUCCGGUCGAGGGUGACUGUGUCGGCCACAACCACCCCUGGGCUGUGCGAGGUCGAGAUGGAGAUGUUCAUGCAGCCCGCCAUCUUUGUGCCGCCCGUCAUCCGAAGCGUCGUCGGCAUGCAGGUCCGCAAUCAGCUGGGGUCCGUACUGGACGCGCUGCAGCGGUGCUUGCAGCAGCGGCACCAGCUCAGCGCCGGCGCGGCCGCAGCGGCGGCGGCGGCCGCAUGGCUUUCGCACCCGCUGCACGAUCUGGUCAGCGACGAUCUGGAUGAUCUGAGCAGCGAUGACCUGGCGGUGGACAUUGAGGACUCUGAUCGUUGGGACUCGCCGCGCGCCGCGACCUCGGCACUCCGGCGGCACCUGAAGCCGCUGCAGGCGGCGGCGGGGGCGUGCGAGCGGCGUCGCGCGGAGCCGGCCGGCGCCGCGGCGCGCGAUGGGGCCACGGGCAAAGGGCAGCUGGCCGCGGGCUGGGUGUCGGAGCGGUGGCUGACGCGGGGGCUGCUGGGGCGGUCGUCCUGGCUGCCGCUGCUGUGCGCAGUGGUCGCCCUCUGCUGGUCGCUCUCUCUUUACCACGCCCGCUCCCUGCUGCAAUUCUGA